CGCAUGUUGCCCGAAAUCACACCACUGAAGGGGAAAACAUGGGACGGAAGGAUAAAAGUAAAGAUUCUAUAAACAAGGACAGGGAACCUGGCGAAGCCGUUCUCUCGAAACAUCCAGGAAAACGUAACCCGACUGCAGGAGUGUCUGAAAAUGGCGAUGAAAUUCCGAAAAAGAAGGUUAAAAAGCACACCGUCGACGAUAGCAUAGUAGGAGGCACAACAUCGGACCAGGUGCCGGGCAUUGUGCUUAGAAAACAAGAGGGAAAACGAGCCAAAAAACGCAGGAAGUGCGAAGAGGCUCUGACGAAAUCGAAGGACCUGCAGAAGGAGCGAACUGAAAUUCGGGAAUAUUUGAAUUGUUGGAGUGGCCAGCGGGAAAAAUGGAAGUUUCAAAAGUUAAAGCAAAUAAUCAUUCAAAGGCAUAUUCUUGACGAAAGCCACAUAGAUGCAGAAACGUGGCCAAUUGCACUGGAAUACGUGAGUGCGGCCAGAGGGGUCAGCCGAACCGUUUUGAUAAAGACCGCCGAAACCGCGAUACAAACACUGGAUGCUGCAGUUGAGGACAACAAUGAUGAUUCCUUGCACGCCAGCAGCAAGUACAAGCGGGCGAGAGAACUUUUGCAGUCGCUGGGAUGAAACAGAGGAUGUAAAUAAAUUUAAACACCGGCGAAGCUC
Molecule: messenger RNA, 674 nt
Organism: Anopheles cruzii
Lineage: Eukaryota; Metazoa; Arthropoda; Insecta; Diptera; Culicidae
Exons: 2
Coding region: 39-635 (198 amino acids)
Source: RefSeq, a predicted model, not a curated record